Molecule: messenger RNA, 3615 nt
Organism: Gadus macrocephalus (Pacific cod)
Lineage: Eukaryota; Metazoa; Chordata; Actinopteri; Gadiformes; Gadidae
Gene: prkd4
Product: protein kinase D4
Exons: 19
Coding region: 110-2722 (870 amino acids)
Biological process (GO): protein phosphorylation
Molecular function (GO): protein serine/threonine kinase activity; ATP binding
Source: RefSeq, a predicted model, not a curated record
UCAAGUGGUGUGCGCUGAAACCAGAGUCGCCAGAGUUCAUAUCCGAGCACAAUCGCAGGAGAGCAGAGAAUGGCAGAUCACAGCCAGUUCCCUGGUCCGUAGCGUUUCCAUGUGUAUGUCUACACGCACACACGCGCAGGCGCACGCCGACCUCCCUGGAGAAGAUACUACUGCCAUCGGUGACAUCGCCAUGACGACCUUGAACCCCACGGCCCCUGAGAGCCCCGGUGGCCCCGCCGUGGCCCGCUCCCCGCCCGCUCCCCCGGCGGGGCCGGUGGGGGGGGCGGCGUGGGAGACGGAGGGGCCGGUGUUGGUGCAGUUCCAGCUGGGUCUCUCCAGAGAGGUGGUGCGCGUUGCCGGGGGAAACGUCAGCUACCGCCACGCCAAGAGGCUGGCCAUGGAGAUCAUCGCCCGCAAGGCCCCCUACUGCAGCGUGGUGGGCCCGGGGGAGAGGAUCCUGCUGUUCAGACACCAGCAGGGUCUGCAGCGCCUGGCCCAGAGCGACGAGCUGCAGAACGGAGACCUCAUCGAGGUCAUCAUCGCAGAGUCGGCCGGCGUGACGGAGAUGAAGAUCCGCCCCCACUCUCUGGCGGUGCACUCGUACCGCUCCCCCACCUUCUGCCACCACUGUGGGGAGAUGCUGUGGGGGCUGGUCCGCCAGGGCCUGAGAUGUGAAGGCUGUGGGCUGGACUUCCACAAGCGCUGUGCCUUCAUGCUGCCCAACGACUGCAGCCACACCAAGCGUCACAUCGCUGCCAGCCUCUCCCUGUUCCCGCCCCGGAGACCCAGGGCGCCCUCCCUCUCCUCGCAGACAGGGGGCAGUCUAGAGGAGAUCAGCCUAUCCAAGCCCAACUCGCGGCCGGCCUCGUGGGCGGAGCCUCCGAUGUGGCUGGGGGUGGGCUACGGCGACGUGGUGAAGACCAAGGUCCCUCACACCUUCCACAUCCACAGCUACACCAAGCCCACCGUCUGCCAGUACUGCCACCGGCUGCUCAAGGGCCUCUUCCGACAGGGGCUGCAGUGCACCGACUGCAGGUUUAACUGCCACAGACGCUGUGAGCUGCUGGUCCCUCGAGACUGUCCUGGGGAUAGGAGAGGCAGCUCUGAACAAGACUCCACAGCCAAUCACAGCGGCAAAGAGGAGAGCGAGGACACAGAGUCGGACCUCGUUAGUAUGACAUCACUGGACAGCAGUGAUGAGGAGACGCAUGCUGAUGAAGACCCAUUGGCUGACAGCCAGGCAGCUUUGCUCCAGCAACCACCAAUCGGUCCGUGUUUCAGCAGCUUCAUCCCCCUGAUGAGGGUAGUGCAGUCUGUGCACCAUGCUAAGAGGAGAGCUAGCUGUGUGCUGAGGGAGGGGUGGCUGCUGCACCACACUCACAUCGACACGCUGAGAAAACGUCACUACUGGGUGUUGGACUGGAAGAGCAUCACUCUGUACCAGAACGAAGGCAGCAGCAAGUUCUACAAGGAGAUCCCUCUCUCGGAGGUGCUGCAGGUCCGGGGCCCCACGGAGCUCUCGGUGGCCGGGUUGCCGGGCAACCGGCCCCACUCGCUGGAGGUGGUGACGGGCCCGGUGGUGUACUGCGUGCAGGUGCAGAAGGACGCCCAGGCCUGGGAGCGGGACCUGCGGCGGGCCCUCAUGCCCAUGCUGUGCAGCGGCGACGGGGCCAUGGUCGAACGGGCCAACCAGGGGGGAGCUGGUGGUGGUGGAAAGGCCCCAGGAGUGGGGGGCCGAGGCCUGCACAGAGAAGCGAGUGCAGACAUCAGCCUCGUGUACCAGAUCAUAACGGACGAGAUGCUGGGCUCAGGCCAGUUCGGCGUCGUGUUCGCAGGUACCCACAGGACGUCGGGCCGCUCGGUGGCCAUCAAGGUGAUCGACAAGAGACGCUUCCCCUCCCACCAGGAUGGCCAGCUGAAGAACGAAGUCACUAUCCUACAGAACCUGUCCCACCCCGGGGUGGUGCAGAUGGAGGCCAUGUUUGAAACGGUGGAGCACAUCUUCGUGGUGAUGGAGAAGCUCCACGGGGACAUGCUGGAGAUGAUCCUGUCCAGUGAGAAGGGCCGCCUCCCCGAGCGCAACACCCGCUUCCUGGUCACCCAGGUCCUGGAGGCGCUCCGGUACCUGCAUCUGAAGCACAUCGCCCACUGCGACCUGAAGCCGGAGAACGUCCUGCUGGCCUCCACCGACCCCUUCCCCCAGGUGAAGCUGUGCGACUUCGGCUUCGCCCGCAUCAUCGGGGAGAAGUCGUUCCGCCGCUCGGUGGUGGGCACGCCGGCGUACCUGGCCCCCGAGGUGCUGUGCAGCGGCGGCUACAACCGCUCUCUGGACAUGUGGUCGGUGGGCGUGGUGGCCUACGUCAGCCUCAGCGGCACCUUCCCCUUCAACGAGGACGAGGACAUCGGCCAGCAGAUCACCAACGCCUCCUUCAUGUACCCCCGCCAGCCCUGGGCCACCAUCUCCCUGGAAGCGGUGAGUCUGAUCAGCAACCUGCUGCAGGUGUCUGUGAGGAGGAGGUACAGUGUGGGCAAGGCCCUGGGACACCCCUGGCUGCAGGACUUCCAGCUGUGGUGUGACCUGCGGGCGUUUGAGCAGCGCGUGGGAAGCAGGUACCUGACCCACGAGGGUGACGAGGAGCGCUGGCGGCGCUACGCCCAGGAGAGGGCGCUGGUGUUCCCCCCGCAGCUGUGCUGCGAUGCGGGCAGCAGCCGCCCCGUCUGACCUGGCGUUAUUCGUGGUUAUUAAAGUUAUUAAAAGGGACAUUUUGUAUUGGUCAUUCUUUUUUUUUUUGAUUGGUCAAGAAAAAAUAUUCUGGGGUCCACGUACCGAUGUAGUCGCAUCUGUCGUUUUUUAUUGGUCGUCAUGAAAAAAAACGUAAGGGAUAACACUGUUGUUUAUUUAUCGAAUAAAACAUGAGGUGCCACACUGUUGUGGCACUGUCACGUUAAAAUUGUACCGGGGGCGAAAAUUGUACCGGCCUACGUCAUCUGUUGUUUACAUCUUGACAACCUGCCUGGUAACAGACGACGCGAUCGUCUGUUGCCGGGCAGGUUGCAAAAAACAUUCGGCUCAUGUUUCCAAAAGACGAAAUAACAUAAUACAGAUAACGGAUCGCUAGAUAACACUUGUUUUUACUUUAUAUUUGUAUUGUAUUUAAUUGUUUAAUCGAAUAGCAAAAGACGACGCGAUCGUCUGUUGCCGGGAAACGGGCGAUCGCGUCAAAUGACGUAGGAAGGUUCUUGAACAUUCAUAAAUGCGAUUAAACAAUUAAAUACAAUACAAAUAUAAAGUUAGCAACGCCAAUAAAUGUUAAUGGUAAAAUAAGUGUUCUGUCUUGUCACGCUCAAUGAAGGAGUGCAAUGAACGAGCAUGAAAGUUCGCGAAUGUUCAAGAACCUUGUACACGUCAUUUGACGCGAUCGCCCGUUUCCCGGCAACAGACGAUCGCGUCGUCUGUUACCAUGCAGGUUGUCAAGAUGUAAACAACAGAUGACGUAGGCCGGUACAAUUUUCGCCCCCGGUACAAUUUUAACGUGACCGCACCAAAAAACAGUGUUUUUUUCAUGACGACCAAUUAAAAAAAAAGGGGGAACACUGUCGUUUUUAAUUGGUCGU